Molecule: messenger RNA, 4631 nt
Organism: Equus caballus (horse)
Lineage: Eukaryota; Metazoa; Chordata; Mammalia; Perissodactyla; Equidae
Source: RefSeq, a predicted model, not a curated record
CCGGGUGUUUCUGACAGGGCUUUCGACGCCGCUCUUUCGGCGACUUUUUGGUCUUCCGCUUCUUGCCACUGCCCCCAACCUCCCACCUCCGUGCUGCCCCUGCCUGUUGUCGUGUCGCUCCGCCCGGGCCGCCGAGCCCGGAGUUCAGAUCGCGGGCCGGAGCCGGAGCCGGGCCUAGCCAUUCCGCGGGCCACCACCUCCUCUGGCUCGGGCGAAAGCCGCGCCGUCGCCGGCCCGGCCUGGGAGCUCCCGGGCGGCAGUGCCGGCGGCCCCGCUUAGCCCUGCCCGAGGACACCGUGAGUUAGGGGGCUUCGGAGAGGGACGCCGCCCUGGGGGCCCAGGCCGGGGGCGGGGCCUGGGGAACUUUCUCUGAAACUCUGCUGUUUUGCUUUGCGUGGGAGGCUCGGGCCGUUUCUCCGCGAUCCCGGGCUGCGGGGCGGACCCGGCUGCUGCACUUUCUGAAGAAUCUCAGGACCGCUUACUCUUUCCACGCCUUUCUCCUCCUCGCGCCCCGUCCUCCGUCUAGGACCGAGAAGGAAGAUAGGCUCGGGACCCCUGCAUGGUGUUUCAAAGGGUGGUGAAGAACUAAGGUAGAAGAAUACAUGUUCACUUUUAGUGAACAAGAGCAUGUUCCCAAACUCAAUUUUGGGUCGCCCGCCUUUCACGCCAAACCAUCAACAACAACAAAACUUCUUCGCCCUGUCACCAACUCUUUAUUCACACCAGCAGCUUAUAGAUGCCCAGUUCAACUUUCAGAACGCAGACUUGUCUAGAGCUGUGACAUUACAGCAGCUGACGUAUGGAAAUGUCAGUCCAAUACAGACCUCAACUUCCCCAUUAUUUCGAGGAAGGAAGAGAUUAAGCGAUGAGAAAAACCUUCCUCUUGAUGGUAAACGGCAGCGUUUUCAUUCACCCCACCAAGAGCCAACUAUAGUUAACCACAUAGUGCCUUUAUCAGGUGAAAGAAGAUACUCAAUGCCACCAUUGUUUCAUACACACUAUGUGCCAGAUAUAGUCAGAUGUGUUCCACCCUUUCGAGAAAUACCAUUUUUAGAACCUAGAGAAAUCACACUGCCUGAGGCCAAAGAUAAGUUGAGUCAGCAGAUAUUGGAGCUAUUUGAAGCAUGUCAGCAGCAAGUAAGCGAUUUAAAGAAGAAAGAACUCUGUCGAACACAGCUGCAGAGAGAAAUUCAGCUGUUAUUUCCACAAAGCAGACUUUUUUUGGUGGGAUCCUCUUUGAAUGGAUUUGGUACCCGGAGCAGUGAUGGUGAUUUAUGUCUAGUUAUUAAAGAGGAACCAUGUUUUUUUCAGGUAAAUCAGAAGACUGAAGCACGACAUAUACUCACCUUAGUCCAUAAACACUUCUGUACUAGACUUUCUGGCUACAUUGAGAGACCUCAGCUGAUUCGAGCAAAAGUGCCAAUUGUGAAGUUCAGGGAUAAAGUCAGUUGUGUGGAGUUUGACUUGAAUGUAAACAAUAUUGUUGGAAUAAGAAACACAUUCCUUCUGAGAGCUUAUGCAUACCUUGAAAAUCGAGUUCGUCCGUUAGUACUGGUGAUUAAGAAGUGGGCGAGUCACCAUGAGAUAAAUGAUGCCAGUCGUGGUACUUUAAGCAGCUAUAGUCUUGUAUUGAUGGUUUUGCACUAUUUACAAACCCUACCUGAACCCAUCCUUCCAUCCAUCCAAAAAAUUUACCCAGAAUCUUUCAGUCCUGCUAUACAGUUGCACCUUGUACAUCAAGCACCAUGUAAUGUUCCUCCUUACCUCUCAAAGAAUGAAUCAAGUCUUGGGGACCUCUUACUGGGCUUUCUUAAAUAUUACGCUACAGAAUUUGACAAAACAAAAGAAAAAUUUAAGUUGUAAAUAUCGUACAGACUCAUGGAUACUGGGAAGAUUCUAAGAACCCUAAAAGGUACAUAUUUUAUAAUCCUCUUUAUUCCCUGGAUGCCUAAUCACAUGUAAUUACUGCUAGUCUAGCUGCUGAAUUAAAAAUACAUAUCUGCAUAUUUAAACACAUACAUUUUUUAAAAAAGGACAUUACAAAUUAUUACCUGUAUUGCAUUUUAAUAUCUAGCAUGAUGAGGGAAAGUCCCACUGAAAAGGUGACCUUUGAAUAAAGACCUGAUGGAGAGGAAGGUGUGAGCUUCGUGUCUGUCUGGGAGAAGAGCUUUCCAAACAGAAGGCAAAGCAUGUGCAAAGACCCUGUGGUGGGGUUUUCUAACAUGUUCAAGUAACAGAAAGGAGGCCAGUGUGACUGGAAGAGAAUAGAAGGAAAUGAUGUCAGAGAAUUAAGGAAGUCCACAUCAUGUAGGGGCUCAUAGUUAAUUUUGAUGACUUUGGCUUUUCCUCUGGGUGAUAUGGGAAAUCACUGGAGGGGUUUCAGAAGGGAAAUGGUGUAAUCUGAUUUAGUUUAUAACAGGAAAGAAUAGACUGGCUGCUGGGUAAGGAUAGAAUGAAGGGAGCCAAGGGCAGAAGCAGAGAGACUACUUAGAGGUUAUUGUAAUAAUCUAAGAGAAAUGUGGCCUGGAGAAUGGUGGUUGUAGUGGAAGUGGAUGAGAAGUGGUCAGGUUCUGCUUAUAUUUUGAUUUGUAGCAGAUUAGAUGGGGUGUAAGAGAAGGAGAAGAGUCAAGAAUGACUUCUAAGUUUUUGGCCUGAGCAAUUGAAAGGAUGGAGUUGCCAUUAGGUGUGAUGGAGAAGACAAGGGAGGAACAUUAUUGAUUUUGAACAUCUUAAGAUUGAGAUACAAAAUAUUUAAGUGAGGAUAUUGAAUAGAGAGUUGGAUAUGCAAAUCUAGAGUUCGGGAGAGAGGUCAUGAUUAGAGCUAUGUAUUUGGGAGUUGUCAGCAGAUAGAUGGUAUUUAAAGCUAUGAAACUGUUUGAGAACACCAAGGGAAUAUAGAUAGAAAAGAGAAAAGGCCCAAAGACUAAAACCCUUAGAUGCUCCAGUGUUAAGAGACUUAUGGGAGGAUAUGGGAAUAUGUUAAAUGACACAAUGAAAGAGACAAAUUCGGAAUGUAGGAAUGUAGGUAUUCUGUGAAACAACUGGCUUAGUCUCUUAAAAAGUCAGUAUCAUUUAAAAAAAAAAACAUGGAAGGAACUUUUCCAGGUUAAAGAGAGGAAACAAUCAAAUACAAUGCAUGAACCUUGAUUAUAAUCUGAUCAGGGUGGAGGAAUUAUAAAAGGCGUUUGAAUUACUGUUAAUUUCUAGAUACUGUUGGUGUUAUAAAAGAGAAUGGCCUUAUUCUUAGUAGACAUAUACCAAAGGAUAAAGGAAUAAAAUUUCAUUAUGUCUCCAGCUUAACAAAUGGUUCAAUUCAAAACAUACACAUACACACACACACACACACAAGCAAAUGUGGGCAGUGUUAAUAACUGGUGAACUGUUUUUGAGUUUUAUGCUUUUCAGUUUUUCUCUUUGAAAAAUUUCAUAAUACAAAGAUGAAAUAAAAAUGGGAUUAGAGAUUAGAAGGAACAAAUAUAUAGUCUAAAAAGGAAGAAUCAUUGAGAUAGGAGGAAGGCCAAUAGAAUGUGGUGUCUUGGAAUCCAAGGGAAAAAAUGUUUCAAGGAGGAGAGAGUGAUUUAUCUGUGUCACAUUUUUUGAUAGAUCCAAGUACACAAUGAAAACGAAAAGCUGACCAUUGGAGCAUGGGUCUACGUGGAUGCUACUAGACCCUUAACAGGAGCAGUUUCUGUGGAAGAAUAGGGAUAAAAAGCAUGACUGGUGUGGACUCAAGAAGAACGGGAGGGGAAGAAUUAGAUACAGUUAGUGUAGUAUAUGCAAACUCUAGGAGUUUACAUGCUUGUAAAGGGGAGCAGAAAAAAUAGGGUAGAAAUUGGAGGAUUAAGUGGGGUUGAGUUUUUUAUUUUCUUUUUAGAAAGAAGAAACAAACCAUCUUGAUGGCAAAAUUGGUGAUACCAGAAAAAGACAUAGUAAAUUGUUGAACAGUAUACUUGUUUGGGUCAAGAAGGGUUGGAAUCUAGAGCACAAGUGGAAGAGGAGCACUGGUAAUUCAUUAAUAAUAAUGAGAAAAAGCAGACUAUGUGGAUACAGAAAGUGAAGGUGAAUCAGUGUGGUGGGAGCUAAUGGAAAUUAUCUUUUGAUUGGUUUAGGUUUUUUUUUUUUAGUGAAAAGAAGCAUAGACGUCAGCUGGGAAUGAUUGUGAGGGAGGAGAUUUGAGAAGUGAGGAGAAAGUAUGAAUUGUCAUGUUAGGAGAAUAGAGGAAUGAAUUAAUUUUGGAAAUAUGAUGGGUGGGUAGUUAGCAUUUAGGAUCCUUUCGAGCUAAGUCAUCAUGAAUUUAAAGGUCAGCGUGGUUGCAUGUUUUUCUCCACCCAUCUGUAGCUACAAGGGAAGGGAUUGGAGUAAACAAAGAUUUAAUUAUGGUUGUGUUUCAUCCAAGUAAGUUCAGUGCAGCAAGAGGGGAUAAGAGAAGUGAGGGGAUAUACAAGGAAGUGAUUUUAAUAAUUGACCAUGGACAGAAUGUAUUAAAUUCAGUCUUGAAAAUGUGAGCACAGGGAUGCAUGUAGAACAUCCAGGUGGCAGUUCUUUUUUUUUUUUGAGGAAGAUUAGCCCUGAGCUAACUACUGCCAGUCCUCCUCUUUUUUUGCUGAGGAAGCCUGGCCCUGAGCUAAUAU